AGUCACAUAUACAUAUCCUCCACAAAAACAUAGUUCACACCCAAAGAAAAAAAAUAUAUCUUCAGGUUCCGUACAACUCAUCUUCUUCGUCCGACGACCAAGUAAUCUGCAGAAAUGGCAAAUGCACUAGUGUCGUUCAGACUGAACACAGGAGCUAUGAUUCCGUCGGUGGGAUUGGGCACGUGGCAGGCACCGCCUGGUGUUGUCGGAGACUCCGUCGUUACCGCGGUCAAGAUUGGGUACCGACACAUUGACUGUGCACAAUUGUACGGAAACGAGAAAGAGGUCGGAAACGCGCUAAAGAAACUCUUCGACGAAGGCGUUGUGAAAAGGGAUGAGCUGUGGAUCACUUCCAAGCUUUGGAACACCCAUCACGCCCCGGAAGAUGUCCACGAGGCCAUGAAUGGGUCUCUCAGCGAUUUGCAGCUAGAUUACGUGGAUUUAUAUCUUAUGCAUUGGCCGGUGAGCAUGAAGAAAGGGUCAGUUGAUGUUACAAAGCGGGAGAGCUACACAAAACCGGACAUACCUAAGACAUGGAAAGCAAUGGAAGAGCUGUACGAUUCGGGGAAGGCCCGAGCCAUCGGAGUGUGUAAUUUCUCGACGAAGAAGCUGUCGGAUCUCGUGGGAAUAUCUCGAGUUCCUCCGGCCGUCGUCCAGGUCGAGUGUCACCCUGUUUGGCAGCAGCAUCAGCUUCAUGAUUUCUGCAAAUCCAACAACAUUCAUCUCACCGGGUAUUCGCCGUUGGGGUCACCGGGGACGGCAUUCUUCCAUGCGGACGUGAUGAAGCAUCCGCUGGUAAAAUCGGUGGCCGAGAAAACGGGGAAAUCUCCGGCUCAGGUCGCUCUCCGGUGGGGGUUGCAGAGCGGCCACAGCGUUCUCCCGAAGAGCACGAACGAGUCCAGGAUCCAAUCCAAUUUCGAUGUUUUCGGCUGGUCCAUUCCCCACGACUUGUUCUCCUUGUUUUCCGACAUCCGACAGGUGUCAUUUUUUUUUGUCACAAUUGCAGGAGAGACAGAUGAAGGCUGAUUUCUUCAUACACGAGGAUGGCUUCCACAAGAGUCUCGAGGAUUUCUGGGAUGGCGAGAUUUGAUAAUUUCUUAUGUUUCUACUAAUCCUUAAAAGCCCCAUAUACAUAUAUAUGAUUUGCAUAAUAUUUUUAUAUAUUUGUAUGUGUGUUUGUGUGUUUGUGUAUAUGUAUAAUUAAGAUCCAUCAAAGUGUAUUUCCUGUUGGAUCAUCGUGUUAAACUUUA
This is a messenger RNA of Tarenaya hassleriana, 1250 nucleotides long. Its product is annotated as aldo-keto reductase family 4 member C10-like. Gene Ontology annotation, cellular component: cytosol. Lineage: Eukaryota; Viridiplantae; Streptophyta; Magnoliopsida; Brassicales; Cleomaceae. Gene Ontology annotation, molecular function: aldose reductase (NADPH) activity. Bases 115 to 1026 code for a protein of 303 amino acids. The record is from RefSeq and is a predicted model, not a curated record. The transcript is spliced from 8 exons.